Vicia villosa (hairy vetch) is the source of this 5716-nucleotide messenger RNA. RefSeq names its product putative E3 ubiquitin-protein ligase LIN-1. Gene Ontology annotation, biological process: protein ubiquitination. Bases 1226 to 5236 code for a protein of 1336 amino acids. NCBI's taxonomy places the organism in Eukaryota, Viridiplantae, Streptophyta, Magnoliopsida, Fabales, Fabaceae. Gene Ontology annotation, molecular function: protein binding; ubiquitin-protein transferase activity. The transcript has 15 exons. The record is from RefSeq and is a predicted model, not a curated record.
UUCUCCCCUAAGAUGUUACACCUUUCAAGACUUUCAACUAGCACCAACUUUAGAAGAAUUUGAACAUAGUCCGGGCAUUUAUGUGAAGGAUCGAGCUCCCAUCACAGAUUUAUGGGAAACUUCCUAAUCAUCAGAUGAUAGCCACUGCUUUAUACAUGGAAAAGAAGGAUGUUACUCCUAACCUAAAAACUAAAGGAAGUGUUAAGGGUUUCUAAAAAAAAAGUUCUUGAAAGAUAAAGCCUUGGUCUUCACCAAAGUAGAGAAUUGGACGACUUUCAACGCCACAUUAGCUCUUCUAAUCUAUGGGAUCAUCUUAUGCCCCAAUAUUGAUGAUUUCAUCGAUAUGACCGUUAUUGGUAUUUUCUUGUCCACUCGGGACAAAAGACUCAUUUAAUCAAUAUCUCUUGCUUUCAAACAAACAAACAAAAAAAAACUAAAAACUUACACGCAAAAUCGUGAAGUCCAGAAUCCAAACUUUGAAAUUGUACUAAAUCUAACAAUAUUGAUAUUUGUUAACCGUUAAAAAUAAUUGCAAACUAAAAAUUUCAUUUUUGCAUAAACUAAUAGAUAUUUUUGAUGAAAAUGAAACAUUAAUUAAUUAUUGACUCAGAAAUAUUAAUUAAUCAAACAAAGUUGAACUAGUAAAAAUCCAGCUAUUAAAAUACUACAAUAAGAUCAUACCUGGAAAAAAAAAAAAACUACACUAAAAAAUUAUCUACUACAAAAAGGAAAAAAAAAACAUGAAUCCAAAAUCCAGAAACCAAAGUUCUGAUAAUUCCCGCGUGACGUGAUUAACUGUUAAACCGAGCCGGCUGGACGGCAAAACGGGUCCCACUAUUUCACGUUUUGCCGCGAGUUUUCAAAGUUAAUACAGUAAUUACCAGAAUAUCCCUAUUUGGUCUUAUUUACUCUCCUUCCGCGUACGUCUAUGAAGAAGAUGCAGCCAAUUAGCAGUUACUAUUAAUAUUUUUGUCUUUUUCAUCAUUUUUUUAUUUAUUAAAUAAGAAAACCAUAAUCUAUACGUUUUUUUAUCGCCACUAUUACCUUUGUCGUAUUAAUUUCAAAGACUUUAUCAUAAGGGUAAAUUGGUCAUUACGCAAACUGCCGUCCCGUUCCCAUUUUUUCAUUCCCGCAAAUUGAAUCAAUCAGUUAAUACUGUUUAUUUCCGUUAACGUCUAAAACUCUUACUCCACUAGUGCACUCUCAUUCCGAUCAAACUACCGCCAUGAACUCCGUAACCGUCACAACAAGAGCUCAGAUCCUCCGCUACGUAACGGCAUUCAUCACCGGCGUGAUUCAUCAAUCAGAACUCCGGCGUCACCUCCUUGAAACUCUCCACCGCGAAACUCCUGUAAAUCAAGUAAACCUAAAACAACUAAACCUCGCUGCAGACGCUCUUGAAAGCGCUAUUUCAUCCUCCAGUUCGUCUAUUCGUUCCUCUUCUCUCUCCCUCGCCGAGAAGCUUCUCCUUCCUCUCCAUGAUUUUCCCCUCUCUUCUUUCAUCCUCUCCCUCAUUCUUAUCCUCCGUAACCGUUCUGAUGAAUCCGCCAUCAGUCUCCUCCGAAUCUUCCAUUUGAAUCCUUCCCUCGCUCGAUCUGAAAUAGCACCAUCUCUCUACGAGCGCCUAUUUUAUAUCCAUCUCUUUCCUGUUUACCGAUGGUUCGAUGAACAGAGAACGCUGAUUUUGCCAUCCACUAGUGAAACCACGAGCCGCGAUACUGGAGACUACUCAGACGAGUUUGUGGCUAUGCCUUACGCGAAGUUGUUGUCGAAUGUGAGCGGUGAACAAGCCUCGAAGCUGAGGGAGUUGGAAAGAGAGUACGAAGAGGUUCUAGAUGAGAACUGUAGGGUUCUUGCUUUGUACUUUAAAGAGGUUUUGAUGAAUAAAGAUGAACAUACUACGGUUACUCCACCCUUGCUGAUACUGAAGAGCGCUGCAGAAGAUAGCAAUGGUGGUGGCCGAGAGCAGAGAAUGGAAGAUAUGCAAAUGCCUGUGUUAAAGAACGGACGGUAUAAUGUAAAUCCAAUGUGGUCCGAAAGGGAUACGUCUAUUGAAUUUGUGAGCAGCAAUUCCAGCAGUAGAUCCUCCCAGGCACCAUUAUAUCCUCAAAGAGUCUCUCCUAGAGUCCUUGAUGUCAAUCCCCCAAAAUCUUCAAAAAAUUGGAUAGCACCAGUCUAUUUAAACUCAGGCCCUGAAACUCAAUUUUCUUUAGAUGAGAAUUCGCUUUGUUCUUCUUCAGAUUCUGAAGCUGAAAAUGAGGAAAAAGACAAAAAUACAGCAUUGUUGGAGCCUCAACAAAGCCAAACCCAGGAACAAAUGCUAGCUAUCUUGAAAGAAUCCAUGGGCUUCCCGGAUAAUAAAAUGGCAGAUUACGAAAACACGUUGCUGAAUGGAAGUGGGAAACAAACGCCUCCUAAAGACUUUGUCUGUCCAAUAACUAGUAAUAUAUUUGAUGAUCCUGUGACUCUUGAGACUGGUCAGACAUAUGAACGAAAAGCUAUCGAGGAAUGGUUCAAUAGAGAGAACAUAACUUGUCCUAUAACUCGCCAGAAGCUGCAAAAUACCAAGCUACCUAAAACAAAUUAUGUGCUCAAAAGAUUAGUUGCCAGCUGGAAAGAAUGCAACCCCAGUUCAGUCCUGCCAACAUGUGAGAGUCCAUUCAAAGAUAACGAAGAAGAAAUAAAGACAACAAUGCCUUCAGCUUCUCCUAAUAGUGUCAUAGCACAAGCCACCGCUGAUGGGAUGAUUAGUGAGUUACGCUGUGCAAUCAAUAACCUGUACAUGUCAGAGAUUCUCCAGGAAUCUGAAAUGGCGGUUCUUCAAAUUGAGAAGCUUUGGAGAGGAGGGAAUAUGGGAGUGGAUAUCCAUAGCAUGCUAUCAAAACCUCCAAUAAUUAACGGGUUUAUGGAGAUACUUUUCAAUUCUGUUGAACCCCAGGUCCUACAAGCAGCAGUUUUUCUUCUGGCCGAGAUGGGGUCUAGAGACAAUGUUGUUAUUCAGACUCUCACACGUGUGGAUACCGAUGUUGAAUGUAUAAUGGCUCUUUUCAAGAAAGGGUUGACUGAGGCUGUUGUGCUAUUGUAUGUCCUAAACCCUCCCACUGUGACUCUUACCGAGAUGGCCAUAGUGGAGUCCCUCAUAGAAGUUUUCAUUAAGAAAGAGGAAGACUUGGUUAAGAUGUGUUUAAAUCCAAGAACAGCAGCGGUUCUUCUACUGGCACAGGUUAUUGGAGGCAGCGAUGAGAUAAUUGCGUCUUCGAUUGUCAAAACUAUGUUCUCUGAGAAAGCAAUUGAAGCUGUUGUUGGAAGUUUGGGAGCUGAAUGGGCAGAGGAGAGGAUUGCUGCAGUGGAGAUCUUAUUGAGAUGCAUGCAAGAGGAUGGAACUUGCAGGAACACCAUUGCAGAUAAAGCAGAGCUGUCUCCUAUUCUUGAAAGCUUCAUCAGUGCAACAGAUGCAGAACGUUUCAAGAUUGUUGAAUUUUUUUCUGAGUUGAUCAAACUAAAUAGGAGAACAUUCAAUGAACGAAUCCUCCACAUUAUUAAGGAAGAAGGACCUUUUAGUACAAUGCACACUCUUCUUAUUUAUUUGCAGACAGCCCUUCAAGAUCAAAGGCCAGUCAUGGCUAGUCUUUUACUCCAACUUGAUCUUCUGGUUGAACCAAGAAUGAUGAGCAUUUACCGUGAAGAGGCGAUAGAUACUCUUAUUUCAUGCCUGGGGAACUCAGAUUUCCCUACUACCCAGUUAGCAGCUGCUGAUACAAUUAUGUCACUGCAGGGGAGGUUCAACUCCUUUGGAAAGCCCCUUAUCAGAGAAGUCCUUCUCAAACGUGCAGGUAUUGACAAAAGUCCCAGAAGUGCUGUACAGGAGGACCAUAUCAACAACUUCUCAGAAGUCGAAACAAUUCCAGAAGAAGAGAAGGCAGCAGAUGAUUGGGAAAGAAAAAUUGCAUCUGUUCUAGUUAGCCACGAGUUUGGUAUACUCUUUGAAGCUUUGGCAGAUGGCAUGAAGAGCAGAAUUCCAGAACUGCGUUCAGCAUGCUUUAUUUCCGCUACGUGGCUCGUAAACAUGCUGACCAUUCUACCAGAUACAGGGAUACAAGGAGCAGCCCGUGUCUGUCUGCUAAAGCAGUUCGUAAAUAAAUUAAAUUCUGCCAAGGACAUAGAACACCGAAUCCUCUCUAUGCUUGCUCUCAACAGCUUUCUUCAUUUUUCUGAUGGCGUACGUGAUCUAACUGCUUCCUACGCUAAGGAUAUCUUAAAAGGUUUGAGAGAGCUAAAGAGAUUUUCUCUCUUGGCAUCUGAAAUGCUGAACGUUUUGGUUGAUGAAAACCAGUCUAAAACAGACAUUUGGAGACAUAAAGAGCUAAUUCAAAUAGACUGCAGAGAUAAUGGAGAAGUGUUGUCUGUCAUUUGGUUCAAGGAUAAAAUUAUAUCAGGCCAUACAGAUGGAAGAAUCAAGGUCUGGACAUUAAAAGAUAACUUAUUACUUCUGUUGCAAGAGAUCCAAGAACAUACUAAGGCCGUGACAAGCUUGACGAUUUCAGAAUCUGGUGACCGACUUUACAGUGGUUCACUUGACCGAAGUGCAAAGAUCUGGUCUAUUGGAAAGGAAGCAAUACAUUGUGAGCAGGUGCAAGAUAUGAAGGACCAGAUUCAUAAUUUAGUUGUAACUAAUAGCACAACUUGUUUCAUUCCACAGGGGGCAGGAGUCAAGGUUCACUCAUUGAAUGGAGAAUCCAAAUUGUUAAAUUCUAGUAAAUAUGUGAAGUGUUUGGCUUAUGCUCUUGGAAGAUUAUAUUGUGGAUGCCAUGACAGUAGUGUUCAGGAGAUACAUUUGGCCACUGGAACUAUUAGUAAUAUUCAAAGUGGUUUUAAAAGAUUACUAGGGAAAUCCAAUCCUAUUCAUGCUCUGAAAAUUCAUGGUGAACUUAUAUAUGCAGCUGGCUCUUCCUUGGACGGAACUGCUAUAAAGAUAUGGAACAAUUCCAAUUACAGCAUGGUUGGAUCACUGCAAACUGGAUCAGAAGUGAGGGCUAUGGCAGUGAGUUCAGAAUUAAUUUAUUUGGGGUGCAAGGGAGGUGUUGUAGAAAUUUGGGAUAAGAAGAAACACAUUAGAGUUGACACGUUACAGUUGGGUACAAAUUGUAAGGUUAAUUGCAUGACUCUAGACAGCAAUGAAGAAAUUUUGGUGAUUGGAACUUCAGAUGGCCAAAUUCAGGCUUGGGAAAUGACUUAAAAGAAGAUACUUGUACAGGAAGACAAGUAUAUAGCUUAUAAUACUAAAUUCAUUAAACCUUAAAAAUGCACAUUUUUUAGGUUCAUUGGGGGCUGUAUAUAGCUCACAGGUUUAUACAUAAAAAAGCGUUGUACAUAUAUUGAUUUGCUAUGUAGAUAUGUAAUCAAGGAACAAAAGAUUUCUCUAUUUACCGGAACACUAAACACCACUAGUCUUGAUCAUGAUACAUCAUCAUUAAGGUAUAUCUUAGAGUCUAUGAAGAACACCUGGCGCCCACCGCGGGGCCGAGGUAAAGUAAUUUCAGGGCCACGCUUGGAAAAACUUAUAAGAUGGUGCAAGCCCAACCUUCACCCGGGGAGAUUGCGGCUUUUAUUGCAAUCCAGUCCACUAUGGACAAAUUGCAACGUUAAAAUGAAAUCUUGCAAACAGAAGUUCAAUCCAUUCAGCUCUCUCCAUGUGGUGUGAGAAAAUGAUUUUCUU